GUUGCUAGACAUAGACAGACCGGCCAAACAAUCAUACUUGCUCAAAUGGGAAAGAGAGUUGAACUGCGAACUCGAGCAUGAGAAGUGGAUAGGGGCCAUGACAUUGGUUAAACGGGCGACAAGGUGCUUAGACCAUGUAGAAGCAGCCUACAAGAUGUGGAUGCAGUGGUACUACACGCCACACAGGCUGGCCCAAAUAUACCCAGGGGUGCAGGAUAGAUGCUGGUGCUGCAGCCAACAAGUGGGAAAUACGAGCCACAUAUUCUGGUACUGCCCGGAACUUAGCCAAUACUGGCAACAAAUCCAAGACAUAAUUAAAUCCAAACUAGGAAAACAAUUACCACUCAAACCUGAACACUAUCUGCUCCACAUGCUACCCCGAGACCUUACAGCCUACGAAGCAGCGCUGAUUACCCACAUCACUUUAGCAGCUAAAACGUGCAUAGCCGCCCUGUGGAAAACUACGACAGUACCUGACAUAAAAGCAGUACUCGCCAAAGUAAGCCUCACCCAACAGUACGAGCAGAUGGCACAUACAAUAGGUGGCACACUAGAACACUAG
This is a messenger RNA of Pelobates cultripes (western spadefoot toad), 562 nucleotides long. The record is from the annotation of a GenBank genome assembly. Lineage: Eukaryota; Metazoa; Chordata; Amphibia; Anura; Pelobatidae.